Tigriopus californicus is the source of this 3205-nucleotide messenger RNA. Its product is annotated as tyrosine-protein kinase transmembrane receptor Ror2-like. The transcript is spliced from 9 exons. Bases 11 to 2818 code for a protein of 935 amino acids. The record is from RefSeq and is a predicted model, not a curated record. Gene Ontology annotation, cellular component: signaling receptor complex. Gene Ontology annotation, molecular function: transmembrane receptor protein tyrosine kinase activity; protein binding; ATP binding. Gene Ontology annotation, biological process: protein phosphorylation; cell surface receptor protein tyrosine kinase signaling pathway; multicellular organism development. Lineage: Eukaryota; Metazoa; Arthropoda; Copepoda; Harpacticoida; Harpacticidae.
UGAUAUCAUCAUGUUUCCUGUGAUCUUCCUGGUGGUUUUUUUCUCAUUGGUUUCGGACUCAAACCAAGUUGACACCGAUGUGACCAUCUCUGUUCCCAGUGAAUCAAUUCGUAGUUCAAUGGACCUGAAUGAAGUUCCUCUGAAUAUCAUUGAUCAGGAUAUUCAGGAUCCCUUCGAUGAGACCAUCGCCGCAGAAGGUCAAGAGGCUAUUCCACCUCAAAUUGUGGAAGGCCCUGAAAAUACGUUCGCCUUCCUGCACAAGCGUGUGGAAUUAAUUUGUAAAGCCGUCGGUAAUCCAGCUCCUAAAAUCGUAUGGCACUCCAAAAAGGAUCGGAACUUACUACGCGUCGCUCACAACUAUCGUAUUCAUAAAAAUGGAUCUCUGAUUUUUCGAUCUGUGGAAAAGAGCGAUGAGUCCAAAUAUGGUUGCGUGGCAAAGAACUCUGCUGGGAAAGAUGAAUCGGGAUUUGUUCAACUCAACGUGGAUGCCAAAGUAGAGAUCGUAAAAUGCCCCGAUGUUGUCCGAGAGAAAUAUGGCACCCCAAUCGAUCUUCAGUGCGCGGCUAUUGGAGAUCCUCCUCCAUUAAUCACUUGGUUAAAAGAGGGUUCACCGCUUCCAAUCUACAAGUGGAAAUCAGAGGUCGUGAAAGGCAAUGAUGAAUUCAAACCUUUUUCAUACUACUCUCGAUCCGUGCUGAGGAUCAACGUUACUGAGAUGGCCAACUAUACUUGCUAUGCCAUCAAUCAAAUGGAUGGGGGGCGCCAAUCCUCGGAUCAAAGGUCUUUCAUGGUUUAUGUGGAAUCAGGAAAUGAUGGCUCUGACUUUGAAAAGGAUUACUCUCAAGGCUAUUGUGCUCCAUACAGUGGCAAAUUGUGUCGAAAGUUUCUUCAGGGUCGUGGUCUGGUUUGGUUUCAUGUGUCCCAAGAUAACUCAGGAGGAUGGCUCAAUGAGCAGAUCGCUCAAAACUUGUGGAAUGAAGUGAUAGAAAACUUGUUGGAACCAUGCAAGUCGGCUGCCGAAAAUUUGCUUUGCAAGUACGCUUUUCCGGAUUGUGUGCUUCAUGAAGGUAAUGCAGUUGGGCUUCCACUAUGUCAGGAGGAUUGCAUAGCGAUCCGAAAUCAUUAUUGUUUCAAUGAUUGGACCAUGAUUGAGGACAACAAGAAAAGGAAAGUGUUCAUCAAAUCUCGGGGUCAUUUUCGUCUCCCGGAGUGCGAAAAGCUCCCGAAGCAUAAUAACUCCACGAAGACUUGCACAAAAUCUUCCAUUACGAAUAUGCGAUGGGAUCUAACCUCAUCAACUUGCGUGAAAGGAAACGGGCAAUUCUAUCAGGGCAAUGCCAAUCAGACUAAGGACGGUCUUGAUUGCCAGACUUGGUUCACCAAUGAUCCACAUCCUCAAACUAUCCCAGAAGGGAUUUUUCCGGAAAUGCACAAUGCCAAGAACAAAUGUCGAAAUCCAGGUGGAUCUGAGCCGCACCCCUGGUGUUACACCUCCGAUCCGACAAUUCGAUGGCAGUUUUGCGAAAUACCACAGUGUGAUAACGUGACAACAACCACUCUAGCUCCUCCGGACGACUUGUUCAACUACGCCAUCGAGUUUGAGAUCUUUGGAAAUGAGUUCAUUCUUCAAGAGUUCAUGAGUCCCACAUUUUUAAUCCUGGCAGGGGCCGUGGCCCUCACCUUUCUUUUCAUUCUGAUUCUAAUGACCUUAAUCUGUAUUCGGAUUUGUUGCCAAUCCAAGCCCGGUUAUACGACACCCGCUGGCCAGGAGUCUGAAAUCGAUCUUGACAAAUUGCCCCAAAAUCAAACCUAUCACAACACAGAGGCUCAACUUAACCCCAAACUGGAGAAAUUAGAAUUUCCACGCAAUGAUAUCAUCUACCUGCGAGAUAUCGGUCAAGGUGCUUUUGGACGUGUAUUUCAAGGCAAAGCUCCAGGGUUGAUUGCGGGCGAAGAAUUCACGAUGGUGGCCGUCAAAAUGCUCAAAGAAGAGGCUUCCGACGACCUUCAGCGUGACUUUGAGAAAGAGGCAUCCCUCCUGGCCGAGUUUGAGCAUCCCAAUAUUGUUAAGCUGUUGGGUGUGUGUGCCAUAGGUCGGCCAAUGUGUUUGCUAUUCGAAUUCAUGGCUAAAGGUGAUCUCAACUCGUAUUUGAGGGCUUCAAGUCCGGCCAAUUAUAUUGUCCGAUCGGGGAGUAAUGCGAGCAGCAGCUUUAAUGAUGCCAAAAUCACUCAUAUCGAGCAAAUCAACAUCAUCAAGCAAGUGUGCAAUGGGAUGGUGUACCUCUCAGAUCGAAAGUUUGUGCACCGAGAUCUGGCUUCUCGGAACUGUCUGAUGGACAAUCUAGGAUCCGUGAAGAUUGCCGAUUUUGGCCUCUCUCAGAAAAUCUAUCUCCAGGAUUAUUACAGAGGCGACGAGAGUGAUCAGAUCCCAGUACGAUGGAUGCCCUUAGAGUCCAUCAUCCACAACAAAUACACCGUGGAGUCAGAUGUUUGGGCCUUCGGCAUCCUUCUGUGGGAAAUAUUUAGUUAUGCUCUCCAACCUUAUUACGGCUUGUCCCAUGAGGAAGUGAUUAAAUUCCUCAAAGAGGGCAAUGUUCUUCACUGCCCGGAGAAUACUCCCAAAUCCGCCUACCGAGUCAUGCUCUCCUGUUGGCACUCUAAACCUGCGAAUCGUCCCUCAUUCCGAGCUCUACUGAAAGAGCUCGAGACCAUCGAGCGCGAGCUCAUUCUCAUUCAAAAGCAUUAUCGAAGUCAGAAAUCGAUUCUCUCUGUAGAUUCAGGUCGAAACACUCCGCAAUCUCCUAAAUCGUUUGUUUGAAGUCAAAAAAAGAACCAAGGCAAGAAGACCUCGAUCAUCGUGUCUCCCAUUUCCUGUGAUCUCAGCAUUUUAUUUCAUUUUUAUACCGUGCCCUGUCUGACAGAUGCUUUUUUAUUAGGUUGUCUACGUGAGGUCCAUAAAUCCUACAACGACGGAUCGGAUUAAAAUCUGAUGAAGCCACCGACCACUUUACAUAUUCCUAUUUCCAUGUUCAAACUUUCAAAUCAUUGUGGCCAUUAGUGCAAUUGGCAAGACUUGUAAGAUCAUGUCUACGCAUAGUGCUAAGAUAAGUGUAUUGAAAAUACGUGCCGUAAUAAAGCAAAAUACCAAUAAGUUUUGCGUCACGAAUCGUUGCCUAGUCUUCUCCAUUAUAGUUUCGAACUACGA